AAACACCAACUCAAUAUCUCGAGAACCCUUACUAUAUAUUCUCUCUCUAUAGAUAAAAAAGAUAUAUAAACUCAUUUUGGGAGGUCAUGUCAGGCGUUUGGGUGUUCAACAACGGAGUGAUACGUCUAGUAGAGAACCCAAACCAGUCCGGUAGAGCCCCCACUCAGACGCACGGCCGGAGAAAUGUCUUGGUUUACUUGCCGACCGGUGAAGUGGUUUCUUCUUACUCGUCGCUCGAACAAAUCCUAAGGAGCCUCGGGUGGGAAAGAUACUUCAAUGGAGACUCCGAUCUCAUCCAAUACCACAAACGCUCCUCGAUCGACCUCAUCUCCUUACCAAGAGACUUCUCCAAGUUCAAUUCCGUUUACAUGUACGACAUCGUCGUCAAGAACCCUAAUACCUUCCACGUCCGCGAUUUCAAUUGAAAUCCACGGUUAAAUACGACGGAAACUUAUUACAGAAUAUAUAUGCAGUGGUUAUGUGAAUUGCGUACUUUUGAAAGAGAAGAUGUGUGCAGCUUUUUGAAUUCGACAAACAAAGGGGAUGGCUAUUGGAAUAUCAUCACUUAGUUAGCUUGUGUUAAUUUUUGUUAAUUGAUAUGUACGCUUAAUUGUUGGGAUUGGUUUUAAAUGUGUCUCCAAGUUUGUUGCAUGUAGUGCAUGCUUCAAUCUUCUUAAUCUUUGUGAGGCUUGUGUGGAUGUUUAAGAGUAGUGUUGCCAAAAGGUGGCACAUUACUUAAGCCGUCGUUGAUUUGUUUAUUUUUGUAGCUUUGUAAUUGUGGUGAUCUAUAUGUAUGUAAGUUAC
Messenger RNA from Eutrema salsugineum, 804 nucleotides. RefSeq names its product flowering-promoting factor 1-like protein 2. Gene Ontology annotation, biological process: vegetative to reproductive phase transition of meristem; regulation of flower development. The transcript has a single exon. The record is from RefSeq and is a predicted model, not a curated record. The coding region runs from base 87 to 425 and encodes 112 amino acids. NCBI's taxonomy places the organism in Eukaryota, Viridiplantae, Streptophyta, Magnoliopsida, Brassicales, Brassicaceae.